AUCAUUCGACGUUCAGACGUGGAGGCUUGCAGUUGAAUAGUGUAACGGAAUUAACUAUUUAAUUGAGUUCUAAAAAGUUUUGUGAGUGUUGUGUUUAAAGUUCAAUUUAAAUAGAUACAAAUCACAAAAUGGCGCCAUCAAUAGGCGUAUCGGAAUUCUACGCAGGGAAGACAAUCUUCAUAACAGGAGCUACGGGUUUUAUGGGAAAAGUUCUGAUAGAAAAACUAUUAAGAUGCUGUCCAGAUUUAAAAAGGAUUUAUUUACUAAUGAGGCCGAAACGAGGACAAAAUACCAAAGAACGCCUUGACGAUUUCAUAAAUUGCCGGGUUUUUGAUUAUCUUCAAGACAAAUCUCCAAAAGUCUUCGAUAAAAUAACAGUAAUCCAGGGAGAUAUCCUGCUGGAGGAUCUAGGUCUUACUAUACAAGACUGGGAUUUAUUGCAAAAAGAAACUGAGGUUUUGUUCCACUGCGCAGCUUGUGUACGAUUCGACAUGUUCAUUCGUGAUGCCGUGAAUAUGAAUACAGUUGGAACAUUAAAAGUCCUCAAAUUAGCCGAUGGUAUGAAAAAAUUGCAGGUCUUCGUCCACGUAUCGACUUCCUACUGUCGUUGCGAAGUCCACACCCUGGAGGAACGCCUGUACCCAUCCAAGCACAGACCACAGGACGUCAUUGAAUGCGUCAAGUGGAUGGACGAUGACCUUCUAAGCUACCUUCAACCGAAGCUCAUAGACCCUCAACCGAACACGUACGCCUACACCAAGUCGUUGACUGAAGAUCUGGUCUCGCAGCAUGUUGGGAAAUAUCCGAUCGUUAUCGCAAGACCUUCUAUUGUAACCGCAGCUUACAAGGAACCGUUGCCAGGUUGGGUGGACAAUAUGAACGGGCCCACAGGACUCUUAGUUGGCGCUGGAAAAGGAGUGAUCCGCACGAUGCAUUGUAACGACUCCUACUCAGCGGACGUGAUCCCGGUCGACAUGGCGGUGAAUGCCUGUAUAUUGCUCUCAUACUUAACUGCUGUGGAAAAGCCGAAAGAGAUUCGAAUUUGUAACGUAACACAAUCCGGUAACAACCCCAUUACUUGGGGCGAAGCACUCGAUAUGGGUCGCAUUCACGUCCAAGAGUUCCCUUUCUCCGUGUGCCUCUGGUACCCGGGGGGUUCACCAAAGAGCUCGAAGGUCCAACACCAGAUCGCUGCCUUCUUCACCCACCUAUUACCAGCUUAUUUUGUGGAUUUAAUCAUGUUUUUAAUGGGAAAGAAGACUUUUAUGAUUAAAAUUCAGAAACGCGUCAGUUACGGUCUAGAAGUCCUGCAAUACUACACGACGAAGGAAUGGUUCUUUAACAAUGAUAACUACAGAGCAUUGUGUAAACAAGUUUCUAAAGUCGAUAAUGAAAUAUUUUACACAAAUAUGGAGGCUUUGGAUUGGAGUGCUUACAUAAGGAACUAUAUAAAGGGUGCUCGGGAGUACUGCUGCAAAGAGGACCCUGCGACAUUGCCACAAGCCAGGAAGCUGCAAAGACAAUUGUACUACUUGGACAAAGCAGUUCACAUUGUCGUCUAUUUCCUAAUCGCAUAUUUUAUAUAUUAUUAUAUAAUACGUUUCUUUUGUUAAUAUAUAUUCUUAAAUGUUAUGUAUCUUUGUAAAUAACGUUAUAUAAAUGUUUUAAACAAAGGCAACUACUUUUAGUUGAUAAGUUGGACGAUUUAACUCAAAUUAAUGCUGAUAAUGGUUAUAAAAUCAAAGUUAAUAACUAAGGAGUCAUCAAAGUCUCCUUGUCAAUAGAUUAUGUGACCAUUUCUUGAUCGAGUUCCACCCGGAGUCAUGAUUUUAUGUUCCUUUAAAACAAUAUUAUAUAUAAGACUAUGCUCAAACAAUAUUAUAUAUAACAAUAAAUAUUUAUUUAUUAAUCAUUUAUAUACUUUAUUUGCAUUUAAAUUGUAUUGGAUAAGCAGACAUGAAAAUGAACUAUACAUUGGAGGACAGAUAAACAAAUCUUACAUUUACAUAUUCCAAGCAAUUCGCUAAGAGGUCUGCAAUAUUAAGCAAUAUGAACAGUUCUUAAUUAAUAUAUCUUUAUUUAUGAUAUAACUCUAUUUCACUUUUAUUUCACUUCCAAACUUCACUUCCUUAUCAUCAUUUUUACCCCCUUUACAUGUCUUGUCAAUUCAAAGUUGUUUAUCACCACCCCCACCAUUUUAUUUGGCUAUAUAAUACAAAUUAAUAUAUAAAAAUAACACAUACUACAUAAUAUGUAUGUAAUCAACAGCUCUUAUCAAUAUACAACAUAAUUUAGUGAUAUUAUCAAUGAAGCCCCCUCCAUAUCUUCUACUAUAAUACAAGAACUGUCCAUAAUGUAAAAAUUUUAAUUUAGGUUAUGCCAUUUGUACUUAAACUCUCUGUAUUACACCACCGUUAUGAUUAUUGAAUCGUUUUGUUUCUAGAUAAGACUCGGUACUGGAAAUAUAUGAAGAAUAGUUUUUUUUUUUUAUAUAAUAAGUGUAAUUAUAAAUAAACUAUGUUGUCUUUUUCGAUUUUGUAGUCUAAGAUUUGUAAAUAUAAUUUGUGUAUGACAAUAUUUUUAUAAAUUGCAAAUUAUGCAUGACAUUAAAUAGCAAAUUCCAAAUUUGCAGUGCUAAGUAAUUGUAUUGUGGAAUAAUCCAAAUUAGCAAUUUGAUGUUUUAAUUUUUAUUACACAGAUCCAAUACCGUUUUAUUUUUGUAGGUACCAUGUUUGUAUAUUAUGAUUAUUUCAUUGUUGAAAACAUCAAUAAUUUGUGUUUUUUUAUAUAAUAAUAGGAAGUCGGACAAGCAUAUGGGCCACCUGAUGGUAAGUGGUCACCAAUGCCCUUAGACAUUGGCAUUGUAAGAAAUGUCAACCAUCACUUACAUAGCCAAUGCGCCACCAACCUUGGAAACUAAGAUUUUAUGUCCCUUGUGCCUGUAAUUACACUGGCUCACUCACCCUUCAAACCGGAACACAACAAUAUCAAGUACUGCUGUUGUGCGGUAGAAUAUAUGAUGAGUGGGUGGUACCUACCCAGAUGAGCUUGCAUAAGGCCCUACUACCAAUAAAGAUUUUUAAUAUUUGUAGCUGUAAUAGUACAUUGUGAUAUUCCAUAAUAAAAUUUGCAUAAUUUUGCAUUUUUAUUUAUAAUAUGUUUUACCAAAAAAACCAAAUGUAAUGCAUAUUAUUUUUGAUUGUUAUAAUUUUUUAUCUGUGCUAUAAUCAUUAAAU
Nymphalis io (European peacock) is the source of this 3236-nucleotide messenger RNA. Its product is annotated as putative fatty acyl-CoA reductase CG5065. NCBI's taxonomy places the organism in Eukaryota, Metazoa, Arthropoda, Insecta, Lepidoptera, Nymphalidae. The record is from RefSeq and is a predicted model, not a curated record. Bases 129 to 1613 code for a protein of 494 amino acids. Gene Ontology annotation, molecular function: alcohol-forming very long-chain fatty acyl-CoA reductase (NADP+) activity. Gene Ontology annotation, cellular component: peroxisome. Gene Ontology annotation, biological process: long-chain fatty-acyl-CoA metabolic process. The transcript is spliced from 13 exons.